UGUUCGUUCCCCGGCACAGCGCACCCCUGGGGUUCGGGAAGGGAGCGCGCACAGGCUUGGGUCAGCAGAGGGAGGUGACACCCUUGGUCCCAGCCACUGCCCUGCGCCACGAGGCCGCUCCCCUCUCUGUGGCUACGGUCCAGGCUGCAGACCGGCCCUGGCUGCGUGGGCGUCCCGCCUCUUCCGCGCGCAGGGACCGGGAGCCGCUCAGCUCUGCUUUCUGCGGGCUUUGCAGGCGCAGAACAGACCCCCGGGGAUGGAGGUGCAGGAGAGGGCAGGCCCCUGUUCUUUUAAGGGUGGUCCUUUGGCGUCCUCCCACCCGCACUGAAGCGAGGGCGCCGUCCCCGCGUGGGAGCAGAGCCCUCAGCGAGGGCGACAUCCCCGCUCGGCCAGUGGUCUCCACGCGCAGGCAUCCAUCCAUUCACUGCGACUCCUGGAGCCGAGCGGCGGCCCCACGACUCAAACCGAAUCUAUGAAUGGGAAGAAGGAUGAGAGGCAACGUCUGUUUCCACUCCCUGCUUCCCCGCCCCCUCCCCGCCUCCCUCCAGGCAGAGCGAGCCCGGCACGAAGUGACAGGGGCAGGGGCGGGGGCACCUCGGGGCAUGCGGGGGCGGGGGGCGCGAGUCUGGCUGGAAACAGCACUAUUUAUAAACUCUGGAGCUGCAGGACAAAAGGACAAAGAGGGCAGAUCGGAGUUCCCUCCUCCCCCAGCCCCCGCCCCGGCGACUUUGAUUUCAUUAUCCGCCCGCCCCGCACGGCGGGGCGGCAGGUGCGGGGGUGGGAGUCUUCUCAGCCGGAGCAGCUUCGCCAAAGGUCCGGCUGCUGACGUAGGAGCGCCCGCUCCUGUCAAUGAACAGCAGCGGCAGCCUGGGGACUGUCUGGCAACGAGGCUACAGACGUCAUCGCCUCCUGUUGGACGCGGGGGGGUGUCCGAGCAGCAGCUCCGGCUUAAAGGAAAACUCUCCAAGUUCAAGGCAGCCGGGGAGACUCGUUCUUGGGAGCACAUGCGCCCCAAAGCCCGGUGCGCGCGGGCACACAGACUGGCACACUGGAACACACGCGCGCGCACACACACACUCAAGCACACACGCACACUCCCACUCAUGUUCUCUAUAGGUGUGUGGGUCCAAAGUUGUGUCCUCAGGGAGGCUGAGCUGAAAAGAACCGGGCUUCCUUGGCGCCUGGGGCGCUCAGCGCGGCUCUCCUGGAGACUCCCCAGAUGGACAGAAGGGAAAGAGGAAUACCACCCUCCGCUUAGGGUGGUCUCCCCCGUUUCUGAGAAGAUCAGUGCGAAACGCGGACUGCCGGACGCCUUUGGAAUAUGCCUGCUGAGCGGAGCAGAAAAGAGUGUUCUUGGAGUGGUCGUGAACUUGGGCCACCUGGGCUCCCCGGCAACUUGUUUUGCGCAGUUCUCAAUGGAGCCCUGGACCCACCGGGCUCCUGGCCCGUCUGCAUUUUCCCCUCCUUUUCUUCUUCUCUCUUUUUAAAAUGUAUGAACUUGAAGCCGAACGCAGACAGGCGCUUGGGAUACUUUGGCGGGAGCUCGUAGGUCUCCACACCAACUGCAGCGCUGACCGCCCUCCGCCUUCUACCGGCGUCUUUCUCUGCAGCAGACGCAGCCUGCUCCCGGCCGCUGCCCUGUGCCCUGCCGCUCGGAAGCUCCCGCCACCCCGGGCCUUCCGGGUUCCAGCCUGUCGGGCGCCGCCUGCCCUGCCCUCGGAUGCGCCCGAAGAAGCCCCUCCGUGGGUGAGGCCAGGCAGCCUCGCCCCGGCACCCAGCGCCUCAGCUUCUCCCCGAGACGCGGUCCCUGGAUUAUCCCCGGGAACCUGAGGAAAUGUGAGGGGCUAACGAAUGCUGGGGAAAGAGGAAGUCAGAAUUUGAGUUGUAAACGUGACAAGCAGAAAUGGUAAAUACUAAAAACUUUACAAGUGUUUCUUACACACCGUAAAAGUAUAGAGAAACUAAAGAUUUGAGCAGUGGUCUUUGUAAGUGUAGCGGCGUGGAAAUGGGUAAAAAGUUGAGGCCAACUGAAAAUAUUUGAGGUCUGACCAGUAUUUUAGGAGCUUUUAGUUACCUGUUUUUCAUUUGUUCUUUCUUUCAUUCCUUUUUCUUUUUUUGUUUUUUUUAGGGCCGCACCCGUGGCACAUGGAGGUUUCCAGGCUACGGGUCAAUCGGAGCUACAGCUGCCGGCCUGCACCACAGCCACAGCAGCUUGGGGUCCGAGCCGUGUGUUCGACCUCACCACCGCUCACGGCAACGCCAGAUCCUGAACACACUGAUGGAGGCCGGGGAUUGGACCCACAACCUCAUGGUUCUUAGUCGGAUUCGUUUCUGCUGCACCACAGCGGAGCUACCUGGAUUUGUUAUUUCUUAGUAACUUCUUCUCUGGAAGAAGUAGUGCAUGGGUGAUGAUGGUGGUGACACAGUCGGUGAAGAUUAUGGUGAAGAUGAUCCCGGUGGUGAGGAGAAGAUGAUUGGGGGUGGAGAAGUGAUGGUGCCAGAGGUGAUGGUCCUGAUGAUGGUGACGGUGUUUGGUGGUGGUGAUGAAAACUGUGUCUUCUUAAUUGAGCACUUUGUAGGCGCCAAGUUCAGUUCUCAUGUAUAUUAACUUUUUUUUUUUUUUUCCCGUCUUUUGUCCUUUUACAGCU
Molecule: messenger RNA, 2648 nt
Organism: Sus scrofa (pig)
Lineage: Eukaryota; Metazoa; Chordata; Mammalia; Artiodactyla; Suidae
Source: RefSeq, a predicted model, not a curated record